CGUGUCCACGCUGCAAGAUGGAUCGAAACGGUUUCGUGUCACGAUAAGUGAUCACCAACUAGCGAUCUUUUUAAAGUGUGGUAGACCUUAAAACGAUAAAUGUUAUAAAAAAAUAUUCGUAGACAAAUAUUCGUAGUGCCUUAUUGAACCUUUCAACGGCCCUUCACGCAUGUUAAACGUAAACUUGUGUAGUUGGAACUAUCGUCUGCUCUUGAUCAGCUGUCUUUUGGUUCCUUAUCGAUUGUGCUCUUAGUAGACAAACACUGAAACUGGCCGAGUUGACUUGUUAGACAGAAGAUAAGACAGGUGUGCUAACUGUAAAAUAAAAGCCACAUCUGGCAAAAUCUUCAUGAUAAAAGGUAUUCGACGAAAUUAAUUUUAUUGCAAUCGGCAUCAUCAUGAGAGUGGUGUUUUUACGUCGUCGACCAUUACUCAAGUUAACCAUCGUCGCUGCCUUCUCAUUGUUAUGUUUUUUCUCAGUUUACCGAUUUAUCAGUCCAGCAAACGGGAAAAAAGGCAACGCUCUGUUAUCCAUAGACAAGAAUCCCUGGCCAGUAUUAAAAAAUGAGGAAAAUGUAGUUCCUCAUCCUCCAUUACGUAAGGAGGGGGAAGAUGGAAACGAACAACAGGGAGCUGGGGAGGGGCCUUUGCAGCAGCGAGGAGAAAGUGCUGUGUUUAAAAAAGGCAUCUUAGGAAACUAUGAACCAAAGGAACCACCCAAAAGUUUUAAGCCUGGUGAAGAGGGAAAGCCAGUACACACCAGCUUGGAAGAGAAGCCAAAAGCUGAUCAGACAGUGCGAGAGUUUGGAUUUAACAUGGUGGCCAGUGAUAAGAUGGCCUGGAAUCGUUCAAUCCCAGACACAAGAAUGGAUGAAUGCAAGUAUUGGCACUACCCGUCCAACCUGCCUACAGCCAGUGUGAUACUAGUAUUCUACAAUGAAGGAUGGUCCACCCUACUCAGAACUGUGCACAGUAUCAUCAACACAUCCCCACCACAACUACUGCAUGAAGUAGUGCUUAUUGACGAUGAAAGUGACAAAGAUAUUCUUAAAGAACCUUUGGAAGAAUAUAUUAAACAGUGGAAUGGAAAAGUCAAGCUGUAUCGCAAUAAGGAGCGCCUUGGCCUGAUUCAGGCGCGGAAUCGUGGAGCAGAGCUGUCCACAGGAGACGUCAUAGUGUUCCUAGAUGCACAUUGCGAGUGCAAUCGCAACUGGCUACCCCCAUUGCUCAGCAGAAUCAACUAUGACAGAACCAUUUUAGCUGUGCCUAUUGUUGAUGGAAUAAACUGGGAUAAUAUGGCCUACUACUCUGUGUAUGAUUCUCGUCAUCAUCGUGGUAUUUUUGAGUGGGGUUUUCUGUACAAAGAAAGUAUUGUGCCAGAAAAAGAACUAGCUACACGAAGCCAUGCCAGUGAACCUUACAAGUCUCCUACGCAUGCAGGUGGGCUGUUUGCAAUGGAUCGCAAAUAUUUCUGGGAGAUGGGAGGCUAUGACCCUGGAUUGCAGAUAUGGGGGGGAGAAAACUAUGAAUUGGCUUUCAAGGUGUGGAUGUGUGGUGGAAGCUCAGAGUGGGUUCCAUGCUCAAGAGUGGGACACAUCUACAGAGGUCCCAGAGUUGCUGGACUUGGAAAAGUCAAAUCUGACCCAAAGCUGCCCUUUUCUUUAGUUAAUUACAUGCGGGUGGUGGAAGUAUGGAUGGAUGAGGAGCACAAAGAAUUCUUCUACACCCGUGAGCCUAUGGGUCGAGGUGCACCUAUAGGAGAUAUUAGUAAGCAGCUGCAAUUCAAGAAGGAUCACAACUGCAAGAGUUUCAAAUGGUUUAUGGAGAAUGUUGCCUAUGAGGUCUAUGACAAGUUCCCCAAACUGCCCCCAAACAAGGCUUGGGGAGAGGUGAAAGAAAAAGAAGGCCAACAGCGUUGUUGGGACACCCUUGGCCAAAGUGCUGGGGGAGGAGCUAUUGGUGUUUACUACUGUCACAGUGGUGGAGGCAAUCAGCUUUUCAGGAUUAACACUAAGGGUCAAAUAGGAUUAGGGGAACGAUGUAUUGAGGCACAGAAUGGUGACACCUUGCACAUAAGAUACUGUGAAGUACAGCCUGUUGGUCCAUGGGACUACAAUGAGUCACUUAACCAGAUCAAGCAUACAGUCCACCAAAAAUGUAUAGAAUCAGGACAAGAUGGGAAGCUUCAUUUGGCAACCUGUGAUCCUGGAUCUGCUAACCAGAAGUGGAUUGUCAAUGAGAUUUACCCAUGGAAGAGUUGAUAAAUCUGAGACAUUGGACAAAUUUGGGGAUACUUUAAUUUUCUAUAUCACAUAAUGGAGAAAUGAAUUAAAAAAUUAACAAUUGAAUGAAUUCAAUAUGCAUAAAAAAACUUUCAUUGGAAAUCUUCAAAUUGUUUAUCUGCAGUCUUACAAAUUAUGCAUUGUUCCACUAAUAAAAUGACAAUGGAAUAAUGGUGACCCAUUUUGGUCUUUUCCACAGUUGUUGAUAUAUUGUUUCUUUUACCUUCACUUUAAUUGCUUACUUUUAUUUUUUUUUAAGUAAAAUGUUUUUUUCAAAUGUCAAUUUUUUUCUAAACAUUAGUUUAAGGCUUGAAAGAUCACAUCAUAACUUAAAAUCAUUACUUAAGAAUUAUUGCCCUUUGACUCCCCUCCAGUCUGCAAUGCAAAUUUAAGUACUUAAUGUGGCUAUCAAAGAAUAUUCUGAAUGUAAAGUACAGGGUAAUCCAAGCAUUUGCUUCAAUUAGAAUCUUUUGCCUCAAUGGCUUUUUGGGGCUGAGCCAGAUUUAGAAUCCUUAUAAUAUAGGUAAUCACUGUCAAAGGUGCUUUGAAAGUAGUAUACUAAUUAAUAAAAAUGAAGAGAGGUUGGGGAAGAACAAGCACUGGUAGAAGGUCCACAAAUAUUGGUUGUAUGCAACAAAGGAACUAUUUCUGUUAUGAAAAUUAAAAGAAAAAGAUACUCAUAAUGCUCACAACAGUUGAGAAGAGAACUAUGCCAAGAGUAAAGCAUUAAAUAUAUGCAUUGUGUUAGGGAGCAUAGGCACUUGCUAGAUGUUUUGUCUUCGAGCAUGCACAAAUUACUUUUGUGUUUCAUAAUUUUUGCUUAUCUGACAGUCAUGGCUUUUGUAUAUUUUUUUCUUUUUUUUUUGGAAAGAAUAUGCUGGGUUUUAUAGCUAAAGUUUGUGGUGAUAUUUUCAAAUGGUUGAGUCUUCUCAGUUUAUAUAUUGCAUAGCAGCUAUAUUUUGCGAUUAUAUUAUAUUCUCCAACCUAUGAAUGGUGGUUGCAAUUUAACCAAGGAUACAGCUCUGUACAUAUUUCAACAAGAGAUUUUUAAAUAUAUUUGAUAAAAUAUGUUAAAAAUAAUUCAAGAUCUACAAAUAUUUGCCGUAUUGAUUUGUAUUAGUUUCAAGUUCCUUUUAUAAGUUUAUGCUAUGCUCUGGAGGAGAGGUUUUAACAGUAUAUAAAGCUGUAUAUCAGCCUCUACAAAUUUUCAUAGCUUGAAAGAAUAUUUAGCAUUAUAUGAAGUUCACAAGUAAUCAAAUCUUGUAGUUUGCAAAUCACUCUCUUACACAGACACAUGCAACUUAUAUGUGUACUGCAUUUUUAUACAGUACAGUGCUGGUAAUUGUUGACGAUAAAGGCAUGCUUAUAAAAUGUCCACUUUCAUAUUUAAUCAUGAUAAUGCAUUGAAAAUUACUACUCAUAUAUUCUUGAAAGACCAUGGCAUCCCCUUAAUAUUAAAAUUGUGUGAAGACAAUGUGCAAAAACUGGAAGAUAUUUUACAGACUUUGAAAAAAAAUGUGAUUGUGAAGAUUCUAUGAUGAGUGUAUGCAUUCAUGCAUCCAUAAUGUGAGCACCAUUGAACACACAUAUUAAAACCAAACAUUGAGAACUAUAACAUUUAAAUAUAAAUUCGCUGCAUAUGGUUAUGGAUUUAUGAUUUAUUUCCCUUUAUUUAUUGUGAGAAUAUUGAAAGUCAUUUCAUUGGAAUCAGAAAUAGGAUGAUUAUGUUCUUUGACUUAACCUAUGGUUACUUUUUGUACAAAAUUUAUUUAGUGAAUUGUUAACCACUUAUCUGUGACAAAAUGUUGUUAGUCAAGACAGUGUCACACUUUCAGUACUGCAAUGUUUUUGUACUUACAUUUGCUGAUGCUUUUGAAUUUAUUUACCACUUUGUUGUGAGGUGUUAUAUUAUGCACAUAGGUUUUUGUUUUUAAUUAAAUGGGGAGGCCUGUGGGCUAAGGUCCUCUAAAACGAGC
Messenger RNA from Pomacea canaliculata, 4258 nucleotides. Its product is annotated as N-acetylgalactosaminyltransferase 7-like. Lineage: Eukaryota; Metazoa; Mollusca; Gastropoda; Architaenioglossa; Ampullariidae. The record is from RefSeq and is a predicted model, not a curated record. The transcript is spliced from 12 exons. The coding region runs from base 399 to 2261 and encodes 620 amino acids. Gene Ontology annotation, cellular component: Golgi apparatus.